CAGCCAGAAAUAUUCUGAAAAUUUUGGAAUCAAAUGGAAUCUCCAUCGUUUACCAAAAAAAUAAAAAUAAAUGGAAUCUCCAUCUCCGUAGCCCUCCAUACAAUAAUUGGUGGCCUCGAAACCCCUCAAAAUUCCACAAUCACCCCACAAAUCGUCACUUGGAUAAUAAUUUGUGUCAGAAACCUGUUUGGUUCCCGGGAAAAUUCAACUGCAGGAAAAGGUAAAGGUAAGAACUUUCAACUUUGUGAUGGUUUAGGCUUGUUAAUUAUUAGAAAACUACUCAGUUUUGAAUUUGGUUUGUUGGGUUUUUGUAAAAGGUGAUAUAGCAUUGUGAUGGUUCAUCAAGUUCUGCAACCAUGCUGAUGGUGUAUGCUUCAGGAGCUAUUACAUAUACAGAUUCUGCUCAUAAUUUUUUACAGCAUGAGGCAGUUUUACCCUGCAAGACUACCCAUGUGAAUUUCUUGAACAAAAUCUCUAUUUGUACUAACCCAAUUGGAGCUCCUUGUAAUUCUGCACUCUCUGCUUUCUACUUGUCAUGGAGAAGCCGUAAUCAGCUAAACAGCCCCAAGAAAUGGCUAUGCCGGAUGAAGGAUUCGAUUCCAUCGGAUGAUGAGUAUCGAUCAUCGCGCAACAUAGCAAUCAGUUUAUUUAGGCGGUACAGGAAUGUGGUCGACCGUGGAGGAGGUGCCAACCUAAACGAGUUCAUCAGUGCUGGGGUGAAUGCUUAUGCACUGGGCUGCACAGACGAGGGAUUAAGAAAAGAACUGCUUGAUAUGAAAGAAUCUGGUGUUGAAAUUGAAGGAAUGCAAAGUUAUGGUGGAACCACCAGUUUCAAAUUCAAGAUCGCAUCGGAGGAGGUUGAUGAGUGCAUUCUGUGGUUGAGCAUUAUAUUCAUCACCAUAUUGUGUACGCCACAGCCAACAAUAGUUAGAUGGUCAUCCAUACCUCCAGUAUCAGACGAAGAAAGGCUUAAAUGGAAAGGCUUUUGUGCACUCAUAGCAAAUGCGUAUUAUGUGAGAGGAAUGGCAUGGCUUCCAGUAAAGACACUUCAACUAGAGCAAUUGGCAGUGGUUGGACAAGCCGAGGAAUCAUCAGUUGUUGCAAGUCGAAUGCAAUUAGUUUUUAGCACACUUGAGGUUGUGAGUCCACACUGGCCUAGAGUAUAGCGGUUCGGUGUCAAGAACAGAUAACAUGCUGCCCGUAUUUUUACAUUUGUAGUAUGUGAAUCUGUAUGGCCUAAACCUUUUCCACUCUAGAAUGGAAAACAGGGGGAAAUAAUAUAGCCUUGUAAUCGAAUUUUUAUAUAUGAAUGGGAAGAAUUUCAUUGUUUUGUUCACA
Messenger RNA from Malus domestica (apple), 1338 nucleotides. RefSeq lists its product as uncharacterized. The record is from RefSeq and is a predicted model, not a curated record. Lineage: Eukaryota; Viridiplantae; Streptophyta; Magnoliopsida; Rosales; Rosaceae.